AUGCGCUGGUUUCCGAUAGGGGACCGUAUUCUCUAUGCAGUGCAUCGGGAACUGGAGAUCCAUCCAUACAGCCUUCCUCCAGGCGAGCUUGAGAAACUUUGGCUUCAUUUCCGUUCCCAGGAGCUCUUAGCCGACCGCAUCCAUGUGAACAACCUGACGCAGGACCGAAUCAACAUGGCGCAAUUCGGGAUGCUGCAAGUGCUCAGCGACAGGUACGAUCGCUUGGAAGGCAGGGUAACUUCGCUGGAAAAGACCGUCUUCGAGCACGAUGAGACGCUUCGUCUGCUAGAGAACCUCCUUCCGACCCAAUUGGCUGUUACCCAAGUCGAUGGGAAGCUCACGAUCCCCCAAGGCUACUGGUCUGCCCUCCUGGAAGUCCUCGCUAGUCCGGACUCGGCACCGAUGUGGAACGCAUUUCUCAAAGCCAAUGAGCACAAUCUCCAGCAUCUAUGGGAUGCUGAAGUAGCUAGCAAAAUCGACGACCUAGCUGGGAGCAAGCUCGUGGUCUCUAGGCAAGAAUUCACUCAAGCUAUGGCGGAGAACAAGGCUUGGUUCUCCGAGCACUUUAGCGAAGAGAUGCGUAGGUUCAAGAUCUUCGCGGCCACUCAAGCCGAGCAAGCAGUGAAGGAAGCUCUCCCGCGCGCGCGCGAUCUCAUCUUCUCACAGCACGAACUCGCAACCCUCGCCAUCGCUAACUCCUGGCGCAACGCCGAAGAAGCCAGGCGUGAAGUCAACUUCUUCGCCACCGGCCUGGGCGCCCGCAUCGACGUCUUCCAGACCUCCAAGACCUGGGUCAAGCCGCAGGCGAAGUGGUACCAAGUCGGCACAAGACCACAUCCACCCGUUGUCGCUCUGCAGCGCUGGGAAGAAGCUUCGGAUUGCUGGUGCGCGUCUCCAUCGACUGACCUCGGUAAGGCCCAGAUCACGGUCAUGCUGCCGCACGCUAUCUACGCUUCUCGCCUCGUUAUCGAGCAUAUUCCGUCGCAGGGCACGCUUAACAUCUCCUCUGCGCCCUACAUCGUCGAGAUCUGGCAGGUUCCAAGCAAUAUGACUGCUAAGCAGGCUAAGAAGAAGAUUGACAAUGCGAAGGAUAGCUGGAGGGAGGGUGAUGUUGAGCUACGCAAGAAGGGUCCCAGCAGCGCGCACGUCGCUAUUGGAGCGGGCAGAUACGACAUCCACACGCUCAGCAAUGUGCAGAGCAUUCCGAUGUUUGUGAACUUGGAGGAUGCGGGUGUGCCCUCGAAGAAGUUUACCAUUAGGAUCACGGAGAAUUGGGGUGGGCUGUCUACGUGUAUCUACCGUCUGCGCAUGACCGGCCAGCGGGUGGAGGAGUAG
This is a messenger RNA of Baudoinia panamericana UAMH 10762, 1335 nucleotides long. RefSeq lists its product as uncharacterized. The record is from RefSeq and is a predicted model, not a curated record. Gene Ontology annotation, cellular component: nuclear envelope; meiotic nuclear membrane microtubule tethering complex. Gene Ontology annotation, molecular function: protein-membrane adaptor activity. NCBI's taxonomy places the organism in Eukaryota, Fungi, Ascomycota, Dothideomycetes, Mycosphaerellales, Teratosphaeriaceae. The transcript has a single exon. The coding region runs from base 1 to 1335 and encodes 444 amino acids. Gene Ontology annotation, biological process: nuclear envelope organization.